This is a messenger RNA of Sinocyclocheilus grahami, 372 nucleotides long. RefSeq names its product cGMP-dependent protein kinase 1-like. The transcript has 4 exons. The coding region runs from base 48 to 341 and encodes 97 amino acids. The record is from RefSeq and is a predicted model, not a curated record. Gene Ontology annotation, molecular function: cGMP-dependent protein kinase activity; ATP binding. NCBI's taxonomy places the organism in Eukaryota, Metazoa, Chordata, Actinopteri, Cypriniformes, Cyprinidae.
CCAGUGUGAAGUUAUGGGCCAUCGACAGACAGUGUUUCCAAACCAUCAUGAUGAGGACAGGACUCAUCAAACAUGCAGAGUACAUGGAGUUAUUGAAAAGUGUCCUGACGUUCCGGGGUCUUCCAGAACAAAUACUGAGCAAGCUGGCUGAUGUCCUUGAGGAGACCCACUAUGAGGAUGGCGACUACAUCAUUCGCCAGGGGGCAAGAGGAGACACAUUCUUCAUUAUCAGUAAAGGAAAGGUGACGAUGACUCAAGAGGACUGUCCAGGUCAGGAGCCCGUCUAUUUGCGUUCUAUGGGGAAAGGAGACUCGUUUGGGGAAAAAGCCCUACAGGGGUGAGAUUGUCCUCUACACUACUGUUAAAGUCAGA